AUGCAUGCCCCUCCGUACUCGUCCGCUAGCAAGCGCGACGUAUCCGAGAGCCUGAACUGGUCCGGUGUUGAGCUCAUCGGGACCAAGUACACCUCUGUCACCGGGACGAUCGUCGUGCCGACCAUCGACCCUUCAGCUAGUAAUUACACCGAGGGCACGCAGUAUGGCGGCGCGAUCUGGGUCGGAAUUGAUGGGGACAGCUGUGCAGCACUGCUCCAGACGGGCAUCUUCCUCACGAUCGAGGACGGAGUUGUUGGGUAUAGUGCUUGGGCUUGUUGGCUACCGGAUGUGGAUACUCUUGAUGUAUCGAUUUCUGCAGGUGAUUCGAUUCAGAUGACGGUCACGGCUAUUGGGACCAACUCUGGCAUUGCUGUCAUCGACAAUCUCUCCACCGGUGUGAGCGCAAAUUAUAGUUACACAGACAUUGAGAACGACUACGGCGACCUUUGCGGGCAGACAGCGGAGUGGAUCGUGGAGGAUUACGCCAUCGAUGUGGAAUACGACCUGAUCCCUUUUAUCGACUACGGCAGCGUUGAGUUCACAGGCUGCAGCGCCGUCACAGAGGAUGAGACUGUCGAUAUGAGUGGUGCGGCGCAGGUCGAGAUCCUGGAGAUGGUGUCGGAGACGACCGGUGCGGUUGUGUCGAACUGUACUUAUGCUCAAGAUACGGUGACCUGUGCAUAUCUUUAA
This is a messenger RNA of Cryphonectria parasitica EP155, 690 nucleotides long. RefSeq names its product concanavalin A-like lectin/glucanase. Gene Ontology annotation, biological process: proteolysis. NCBI's taxonomy places the organism in Eukaryota, Fungi, Ascomycota, Sordariomycetes, Diaporthales, Cryphonectriaceae. The transcript is spliced from 4 exons. The record is from RefSeq and is a predicted model, not a curated record. Bases 1 to 690 code for a protein of 229 amino acids. Gene Ontology annotation, molecular function: glutamic-type endopeptidase activity.